AUGGCUGAAGAUGACUUUCUUUCCAUUGGAGAAAGAAGAUACUUGCAGAUACUUUUACCACCACCUGGCAAUGUGAAAUCAAAGAAAAGUGCUUCAAUAAUGCUCUUAAGUGAUCCUGAGAUUGAAAGUAGCAUACUCAUCAGUAAUGAUGAAGGUGCCACCUAUCAAAAAUAUCGACUCAGCUUCUACAUCCAGAGUCUGCUCUUCCAUCCUAAGCAAGAGGACUGGAUUCUAGCAUACAGCAUUGACCAAAAGCUGUAUAGUUCUAUGGAUUUUGGAAGAAGAUGGCAGAUCAUGCAUGAACGGAUCACACCAAACAGAUUUUACUGGUCUGUCACAGAUUUGGACAAGGAGCCUGACCUUGUACAUAUGGAGGCUCGGACACCAGAUGGACAUACCCAUUACAUAACUUGUAGAAUUCAAGAAUGUUCAGAGACCACCAGGAAUGGACCUUUUUUGCAUUCCAUUGACACAAGUUCACUUGUUGUCCAGGAUGAAUACAUCUUUAUUCAGGUGACUUCUGGUGGGAGAGCAAAUUACUAUGUGUCUUACAAAAGGGAACCCUUUACUCAGAUAAAAUUACCCAAGUACUCAUUACCAAAGGACAUGCAUAUUAUCAGCACAGAUGAGAAUCAGGUGUUUGCUGCAGUUCAGGAAUGGAACCAGAAUGACACAUACAACCUCUACAUUUCUGAUGUUCGUGGAGUCUACUUCACUCUAGCCUUAGAGAAUGUUAAGAGCAACCGAGGACUAGAGGGGAAUGUUGUCAUUGAUCUUUAUGAGGUAGCAGGGAUCAAAGGCAUAUUGCUGGCUAACAAGAAAGUAGAAGACCAAAUAAAAACGUUCAUCACCUACAACAAAGGAAGAGAUUGGCGUUUGCUACAGGCUCCAGAUUCUGAUUUGAGAGGGGACCCCAUUCACUGUCUGCUGCCUUUCUGUUCCUUGCACUUACAUUUGCAAGUCCCUGAAAACCCUUACACUUCAGGCAGCAUUUCAAGCAAAGAGACAGUUCCUGGACUUCUGGUUGCCACAGGCAAUGUGGGUGGAGAAUUGUCAUAUACUGAGGUUGGCAUGUUUGUUUCUUCAGAUGGUGGAAAUUCCUGGAGACAGAUCUUUGAGGAAGAAUACAAUGUAUGGUUCCUUGACUGGGGUGGAGCACUUGUGGCCAUGAAACACACAUCAAUGCCUAUUCGACAAUUGUGGGUGAGUUUCGAUGAAGGAAGGACCUGGAAUAAAUAUGGCUUCACAUCAGCACCGCUCUUUGUGGAUGGGUCCCUAGUGGAGCCAGGCAUAGAGACUCAGAUAAUGACAAUCUUUGGCCAUCUCAAUCUCCGUUCUGAAUGGCAACUAAUAAAAGUGGAUUAUAAAUCUAUCUUUAGCAGAAGAUGCACCAAGGAUGAUUUCCGGUCAUGGCAUUUACACAACCAGGGUGAACCUUGUGUCAUGGGAGAAAGGAAGAUCUAUAAGAAACGCAAAGCAGGGGCAUGGUGUGCAUUGUCUAGAGAUUACUCAAGAACAGUUGUUUCCGAACCAUGCAUCUGUGCUGAGUGGGACUUUGAAUGUGACUAUGGUUAUGAAAGACACAGUAAUAAUCAAUGCAUCCCAGCAUUCUGGUUCAACCCAUCUUCUAGGCUGAAAGAAUGCAGCCUUGGCCAGAGCUACUUGAACAGCACUGGGUAUCGGAGGAUUGUUUCUAAUAACUGCACAGAUGGUUUGCAGGAAAAAUAUGCAGCCAAGCCUGAACAGUGCCCAGGCAAAGCUCCUCGUGGGCUACAUAUUCUCACAUCCACUGGCAAGUUGGUUACAGAACAAGGUUACAACACUACCUUCAUAAUUCUUAUGGAAGAGGGUGACCUUCAGAGGACAAAUAUCCAGUUAGAUUUUGGGGAUGGUACUGCUGUAUCCUAUGCUAAUUUCAGCCCUAUAGAAGAUGGUAUCCGACAUGUUUAUAAGAGCACUGGAAUCUUCCAAGUAACAGCUUAUGCAGAAAAUAACCUGGGUUCUGAUCUGGCAGCACUCUUCCUGCAUGUGGUUUGUCCAGUGGAACGUGUCCACCUCAGUGUCCCUUUUGUGGCCAUCAGGAAUAAGGAAGUCAAUCUCACUGCUGUGGUUUGGCCGAGUCAAUCGGGGACUGUCACUUACUUCUGGUGGUUUGGCAACAAUAGCAAGCCAUUCAUCACCUUGGAUAGCAGCAUCUCUUACAUCUUUACCAGUGAAGGACUGAAUACUAUCACGGUGCAGGUCUCAGCUGGCAACAUCCUCAUCCAGGACACCAGAAACAUUGCUGUGCAUG
This is a messenger RNA of Python bivittatus (Burmese python), 2293 nucleotides long. The record is from RefSeq and is a predicted model, not a curated record. Lineage: Eukaryota; Metazoa; Chordata; Lepidosauria; Squamata; Pythonidae.